This is a messenger RNA of Colossoma macropomum (tambaqui), 2438 nucleotides long. RefSeq names its product non-SMC condensin I complex, subunit H (gene ncaph). Lineage: Eukaryota; Metazoa; Chordata; Actinopteri; Characiformes; Serrasalmidae. Gene Ontology annotation, molecular function: chromatin binding. The transcript is spliced from 18 exons. The coding region runs from base 177 to 2252 and encodes 691 amino acids. The record is from RefSeq and is a predicted model, not a curated record. Gene Ontology annotation, cellular component: condensin complex. Gene Ontology annotation, biological process: mitotic chromosome condensation.
GGAGCCGGAGAAAGAGGAGGAGAGGAGAGAAGCGGAGCGGCGUUAAAUCUCCAACGAACUCGGUUGUUCUCGGUAGUUCAUAACAUUGUCUUUACUUUUACUUCUUUUCGGAGGUUUCUUCGAAAAUUUUAUCGCUGUAGGUUCCGAUUUGGAUCCUUGGGACAGUCACAGGCGGUAUGAGUGCAGUGAACACCCCCACAUCCCGGCCACGGCAGUGGUCUUCCCCGGCUCUCGGGCACAAAGCAGCCCUGUCUGCAACCAGCACCCCACUUCUCGGGUCCAUCCAAGGCAACGACGAUGAACAGGAGCGACGUCAAAGGCGGAGGUCCAGAGUCAUUGAUCUUCAUGGUGUCGGUGAUUCUUCCUUCAGUGAGGCUGCAAGUCACAGUACCACAGGGACUCCUGCUGCUGUUCCUAAGCUGUCAUCCGCCCAGAUCUCUGAGCAUUAUUCCACUUGUAUCAAGCUCUCCACCGAAAACAAAAUUACCACAAAGAACGCUUUCGGUCUGCACCUCAUCGAUUACAUGGCUGAUAUUCUCAAGGAGAAAGAUUCAGAGCUCAACUUCAAGGUGGCUGCAGGGACUCUGGAUGCCAGCACUAAGAUCUAUGCUGUGAGGGUAGAUGCAGUUCAUGCUGAUGCCUACAGAGUGCUGGGGGGUUUGGGCGCUGAGACCAAGCCAAAAGAAGGUCAGGAGGCAGAAGAGGUCGAGGCAGCGGAGAGUGCUCAGAGUGAACAGGCUGGAGCCAAGCAGGCCCCAAAGAAAAGACCUGCUAAGAAAACAGUGGAGCAGAAUCUGAGCAACAUCAACCUGUCAGAAUCUGAGAUGAAGUGUGAGGUGGACCCCAUGUUCCAGCGCAUGGCUGCGUCUUUUGAUGAGAACAGCACAGCAGGAGUCUUUCUGUCUGUGUUGUUUAGCGAGGACAGUCGUUGUGAGCUCCGUUUCCCCUCCCAUAUGACACUGCUCCACUCCCGGCCACCCAGCGCACCCACACCAGUCCAGUACACACCCGCCUCGCCCUUCUCAGCUAGUCUUAAAACGCUGGAGGAGAGGUCCAUCUGUCCGUCUCUGGAGGAUUUCUCCUUCACCCAGUGGACACCUGACCAGAGCACCAGCCUGAACCAGAUGCUGGAGAAGAUGAAGCAGGGCGAGCAUGCUUUUGACGUCAACGCUGACGUUGAACCGGACGUGGAUGAAGCUCCAGAUUUCGGAGAUCAUUUUGAUGCGGACGGUGACGAGGGGGGGCAGGGAGACUAUGAGGAGUUUAACGAGCACAAAGACGCCUGCGCUCGGAGGAGCCCUGAGAAACGGGGGGUUAUACCUAUAGGACAGGCAGAUAUCACCACCAUGUGCCUUCAGCUGUCCGAUAAGCCCAGAGAAUACUCAUACUUCAGCCCCCGCACCAUGGCCACAUGGGUCGGACCAGGCUACUGGCUCUUCAAACCAACACAUAAGCAGGAUCACAAGCCAGAGAAGGAACCCAAAAAGAGAGCGCCGAAAAACCCCUUGGUCAUCGACUUCACCGAAGAUAUCCACUUUCACAAUUACUUCCGCACAACCAGAGCUGCGACCACAAUCAGUAAGUCUGCUCUGAACAGCAGCAAUAAGAAAACCACCCUGCCGGCAGAUUUCCAGUAUCCACUCAGCAACCUGUCUCAGCUCAGCCUCAAGCCCUCCAACACGCUCAGCUCAGAAGGAAAGAAGAGGUUAUCCGGUGAGCUGGCAGAAGAAAUAGGGGACUACGACUACAACAACGCUAACGAUACUGCAAACUUCUGCCCAGGGCUGCAGGCUGGAGACAGUGAUGACGAUGCUGAAGGCUUUGCUGGAUCAGAAGAUUCACAGCCUGACGGGGACAGACUGAACCCCUCGACUUUUGACCCAGAAGGUGUGUCUACAUACGGAGAGGACUGCCUGGUGCCGGAGCCCCACAAGGUGAAUAUAAUUGAGAUUAACUACGCCAAGACAGCCAAAAAGAUGGACAUGAAGAGGCUAAAGAACAGCAUGUGGAGCCUCCUGACCGACAGCCCAGAAAAAGCAGCUCCGGAGGUAGAGACUGAAACAGAAGUCUCAGGAGAAAAGUCCUUCAGUCAGUCUACUAAGACGCUAUUACAAAGGCUGCCUACCACCAUGGCCAAUAACCUGUCCGUGCCGCUGGCCUUUGUUGCCCUUCUGCAUCUGGCCAAUGAGAAAAAUCUGGAACUUCAGAAAGUGGACGACAUGUCGGACAUCAUCAUCAAACAAGGCCACUGACCUGCCUUUGGGCCAAAGGCCAAAACAUACCUAUGCUGCUUGAUUAAAAGCAAUUUUACUUUUUUAUAUGUUGUACAGUAUGAUUUAUGCUACACCAGCUGUUUUUCUGCUCUGAAACGCUUUUUUCCCUCUCUGUAAACUUAAGUAAAGGCUUUUAUUACAUUUGUGACCCAUUUUUGACUUCAA